This is a messenger RNA of Dreissena polymorpha, 2860 nucleotides long. RefSeq names its product growth hormone secretagogue receptor type 1-like. Gene Ontology annotation, molecular function: G protein-coupled receptor activity. The record is from RefSeq and is a predicted model, not a curated record. Gene Ontology annotation, cellular component: plasma membrane. Lineage: Eukaryota; Metazoa; Mollusca; Bivalvia; Myida; Dreissenidae. The transcript is spliced from 4 exons. Gene Ontology annotation, biological process: G protein-coupled receptor signaling pathway. Bases 191 to 1327 code for a protein of 378 amino acids.
UUCAGUUUGAGUUUCAGCACGCGGAUUAGCGUUCACAGCGGAUUGGUCGGAGUAAAACAGAAACGUAAGAAAAUAUGUGAAAUAGGGUAAAGUGCAGUGGUUUAGUAACAGUGUAAAACAUGCUUUGUUAAUAUUUAUACGGAUUAAUAACACAAUGAGGACAGACAAAUAGUGAGUGAAACUUCAAUUGAUGAUGAAUUCCUCCAGUUUAAACGUAUCUGCUAUGGCCACAGUAACCGAGGGACCGGUUAACCUCUUUGCAAACCGGUCCUAUAUUGAGAUUCUACUGGUGACCGCACCACAAGUGGUCACCAUUGACAGGGUGGUGACGCCUAUUUGGUACAUCAUUGGCUUCAUUGGAAACCCAAUAUCAGCAAAAAUAUGGCUGUCCAGAACAGUUUGUAAAUCCAAUUCAUCAGCAUUGUACUUUGGAAUCCUUUCCAUUGUUGAAACAUUGUACCUCAUUUUGCACGUGAUUUACGAACUUCACAUGGCCUGGGGUUACAACACGUACCACAAACGGGUCUCGUGCGAGUUGUUCAACUUCUUCUUUAUAACUCCUCAGUAUAUGGUUCCUAUGCUGGUUUUAGCCUUUACAACAGAACGUUAUAUCGCCGUCUGUCAUCCGUUUGUCAGUGAGAAAUAUUGUACAGUAACUCGUGCAAAGAUUGUGAUUGGCUGUAUGUCCGUUACAUCAAUAGCUCUUGGACUUGUACAAGUGUACAUUUGGGCGUUUGAUGACGCCAUUGGAUGCGUUUUCCGUCCGUCCGCAAACGGCUUUCACACAAUCUGGACAUGGGUAACCGAAAUGCUGCUUUUCCUUGUCAUCCCCGUUGCUUGCCUUGUCAUAAAUGUGCUAGUAAUCCGGGAAAUAAAGCGAAUACAGUUUCAAAGUGCAGCGCAUGGUCAGGGGAGUAAUCCGGCCUCGACAACUACGUUGCUAUGUGUUUCAUUCUAUUUCAUUCUAACACUUCUUCCGGCGACAAUCUUUUACGCCAUACAGACUUCCGUUCCGCAAGGGAAUCCUUAUUUGAGUCUUGAAAAAUGGGCAAGUGACCCAACGUGGAAGUCGUAUUUUCUGUACCUUACUAUGCGCAAAGCGGUUGAGGAAAUAUGCUUAUCAAAUUACGCUUCGUAUUUCAUUAUUUAUUACAUCACUGGAACAUAUUUUCAAAAAGCAUGCAAAGAAAUGUGUAUGCGCUUCGUUGGUAAUAGAAUGAUGAGAUCACCAAAUAGAGCUAAGCAUACUGACUAUAGCAUGUCUACCAACAAUGGAAAUGCUGGGAAGUAUGCUGAAACAGUUAUACUAACCAAUCUGGAGCCGUAGUUUAAUAAGAAAACUACUGCGUGACAUGUUUGUUAGAAGAUUUGUAAACAUUUAUCGUAAAGCUCGAAUUCGUUUAAGAUUGAGGUCAACCAACAUGAUCUAUAUAAAAUACGUGAGCAUUGUAGUACUGGAUUGUAGAUUUGGAAAACGAGGAAGAAGUUCAUUACAUGUUAUGCUUUUCAAUGUGUGAUCUUUACAACGUCCGCCAAAUUAAUUGAUGAAAGACACACCGGAUGAAUGAACAGAUUUUUUGAAAGCUGUGGGAAAGUUUCAACAAAAUAACAUUGUCACGCCUUAAAAAUUGUAUCGGUAUGUAUAUUGCAUAAUUAUUUACAUUUUUAUUACGAUGCCAACAUGCCAAGGCGAUCAUGCAUUUUAAAUGGACACCAUGGUGAAUUUUAAUGUUUUUAAAAGCAACCCAUGAGCAAACAUCUACAAAAUGCUGUGCAACUACAAUUUAUCCGUUUUUUUAACCGAUAUUCCUAUGCCGGCGACCAAACAAAAGUUAAUUUUGACCCUUCGCGUGUUGAAAAUGCAUCUUACAUUCAUAAUCAUUAUCAACAUCGAAUCGUAUAUUACAGCAUUAUAACGAUGUUUUAUUAAAUUAUGCAUACACUACUCUCUAUCUUCUCAUGUGAAUUGAUAGUUUGCUCUGCCGUUACCUGCUUUUGCAUUAUUGAGUAAAUAACCACUACGUCUUUCGGAACUAUGUGUUAUGAAAAUGUCCAAACUACCGGUUUUCACGCGACAUUUUGCCGCAUGUGCUGUUCGUAUGGAUUAAAUUAUUGCAAGAAAUUAUGCCAUCGGUAUGAGAUGUGAUGUAUUACCCCUUGGGAACAACAGAUGCAAAGGAGUGUUUAGAGACGCCUCGGUCUAGAUAGAAAGAGUAUCGGGUUUUCAUUUAUUUAGCACACUCUUAUAAUAUAUUCAUGAAAAGCCAACAUAAAAGUGUGAUGAUACGCAGUCGCACAUGUAUAUUUUAAUUGCAUAUGUUUAAAAGUUUUGCCAAACUGAAUUGAUGAUAAACUUUGAAACAAUUAUUGAUGUAUUCAGAUCAUUCUUGCAUGAGGUAUUUUUUCGUUUGUGUGCUUUUAGAUGACUAUAUAUUUAGUCAUAUCAUUUGGUAUCUUUUGGACAUAUUAUUGGUGCCAAUUAACGCAUUACUUAGCCAGAAUUUCAAUUAUUUUUCUAGUUGUAUUUCAACGUCGAGUUCGAAUAGAACUAAUAAAAUUAUUGUAUUAAUUCUAAUAUAAUAAACAAUUGUGUUGUGUCAGUAAUAGCUGUGUUUAAUGAUACAAAAAAAGCUCAUCAAAUAAUGGCAAGUCGAAUUGAUUAUAGAAUUUAUGUCUAUUUUCAAAAUGUGGAGAAAUGCAAAACAAGUAAAAUGAACUUCAAGCGCAAAUUUGCAAAAGCUGUAACACGAAGAAAACGACAUUAUGUAUUAAAGUUUGCAUUAUUUGAAUGUAUGAGAAUAAACAAUGAAAAAUGAAUUAAAUGUUGUUUUUUAAUUAAUUAAUUGCUUUAAUUAUUUUU